Exophiala mesophila is the source of this 2212-nucleotide messenger RNA. RefSeq lists its product as uncharacterized. The coding region runs from base 376 to 2082 and encodes 568 amino acids. The record is from RefSeq and is a predicted model, not a curated record. The transcript is spliced from 6 exons. Gene Ontology annotation, molecular function: CoA-ligase activity. NCBI's taxonomy places the organism in Eukaryota, Fungi, Ascomycota, Eurotiomycetes, Chaetothyriales, Herpotrichiellaceae.
CAGCUUCUCCGGUUACCACCAGCCAUGGCCACAGAAACCCCCCAGAGUCUCCCCACGACCUCGGAUGUCGGUCCCCGGUUCGCCCAUACCGGAGAUCUGUGCGUGUUGAUAUUGCCCUCGGAGAACCCAACUAUCCUCACGGCCUAACAUUGGCUACUUCACGGAAUGAAUGAGCGGGAACGGAAUGCUCUGUUGGCCAUCCUUUGCGAUCUUCAUUUCUCCUUUCUAGGUGGUUGUACAUCCAUCUGUUAUGUGGAUUGAAAUCUGGUUUCUACCCCAACGUCAGUUGGUUCUCGCAGCGUCCCCUAUUAUUAUUAGAGGGUUGUAGCAACCAUUCCACAGCUCUGCAAUCUGUCUUAGGUUCUACUAGACGACAUGCUUUUCAAGGGCGGCAAGCUUGACACUCCGGUUCCGACCGACACAAGCAUCUUUCCGUGGCUCUUUGAUCAUGCUCUACCCACUAGCAAGUUCAAUCCAGGCCAGACUGGUGCCUUUAUCGAUGCCAAGACCAAGGAGAAGAUCCCCUUCACCACCUUGAAGGUCCUCGCCACGUAUCUGUCCACCAUUCUCGCACAGCAGUAUGGCAUCAAAGCGGGUAGCCACAUCACCAUCUUCUGCAGUGGAUCUGUCUGGUAUCCCGUCGUGGUUUUUGCAGUGAUUCGGCUUGGCGCCAUUGUCACGGGCAGCUCUCCAGAGUAUGGCGUCGAUGAGAUGAAGUAUAUUCUCGAGGCCAGCGAGAGUGAGCUGGUGUUUGCCGACAACGGGUCCUGGGAUGUCGUCAAACAGGCCGCGCAGAAAGUCGCCUUGGGUUCUAACAAGUUGGUGCUUCUCGGAAGUGAGGACGAGGUUCGCGGCCAGUCAGAUAAAGUCUCGAUUCACGAUCUACUCCAACAAGGCCGGUCUAAAGGAGAAUACGGACAAGUCAAGCCAUGGACUCUCCCACCUGGAAAGACAAACAAAGAAUUCCCAGCUUUCUUGAGCUUCACCAGCGGUACCACCAGCUUGCCAAAAGGAGUCAUGAUAUCCCAUCAUAAUAUUAUUGCCCAGAUCAUGCAGAUGAGGUCGCUGACGGCGAAGAACUGCCCGAAGGUUAUGCUAGCUGUCCUGCCACUCUAUCAUAUCACGGGAAUUGUCCAGAUCCUUCAACUCCCCCUCACGUUGAAUCAAGAAGUCGUCAUGAUGUCCAAGUUCAACAUGCAAGAAAUGCUCGAUGUGAUUGUCAACUUUAAGUGCGACGAGCUAUGGAUGGUACCUCCGCUAUUGAUCCGACUUGUCAACGACCCAAUUGCCGCCAGCUACACCUUGCCCGAUGUUGCACAAUUCAACACAGGAGCAGCCCCUCUGGCUAAGGAGAUCAUCGACAAGUUGGCCAAACGCUUUCCUCACGUGCGCAUCCGUCAAGCAUGGGGAAUGACCGAGAGUACAUCGGCCAUUACCCUCACACCCCCUUCUGAGCAGACAUAUGAAAACGCCGACAGGGUCGGAAAGGUCGUGCCUGAAACGAUCGUCAAGAUCAUCGAUCCUGAGUAUGAGGGUCCGGGUGAGAGGAUCUUGGGGGUUGGAGAGAGUGGUGAGGUCCUCGCCAAAGGCCCACAGAUCACGAUGGGAUAUUACAAUCGACCAGAAGCUACCGUGGAGUCGUAUGACAAGGAAGGGUAUCUACAUACGGGAGAUAUUGGAUUCAUGGAUAAGGACGGAAUGUUGACCAUUCACGACCGACUCAAGGAAAUGAUCAAGGUCAAGGGAGUUGGCGUCGCCCCAGCGGAGCUAGAAGAUCUCUUGCUCGGCCACCGCCUAGUCACCGACGCCGCGGUUAUCGGUAUUCCAGAUGACUAUGCCGGUGAAGUACCAAAGGCGUUUGUUGUCCUCGCACCAUCCGCCAAACCCGAUGCAGCCACUCUCAAGGAUCUGUUAGACUUUGUCAAGCAGCGCAAGUCGCGCCCCAAGUGGCUGGCUGGUGGCAUUGAGUUUGUCGACAUCGUCCCCAAGAGCGCAAGUGGCAAGGUUCUGAGAAGAGUGUUGAGAGAUCAAGAAAAGGAGAGGGCUAAGCAGAAGAAAUCCCAGUCCAAAGCCAAGUUGUAAGUACAUGCGGUGGAUUCUUUGGCAGGCCAGGAAAGCAGUGUUUGCUUCGCGGCAUAGUCUUGUAUUUCUGAUACCACUCCUUUGCAGAAGAUCAGUUCAAUACUCUCUUUCUAGUGGCGGGCUUCGGAUU